Spodoptera exigua (beet armyworm) is the source of this 945-nucleotide messenger RNA. Lineage: Eukaryota; Metazoa; Arthropoda; Insecta; Lepidoptera; Noctuidae. The record is from the annotation of a GenBank genome assembly.
GUCGAAUUGUAAAUUAACGCCGAUUACAUAAACAAGUGACUGUAAUACGAAUUUGAAUUGAAUAAUCUCAUUUAAAUCGAGUAUUUUGAUGUGAUAGAGUCCACUGUUGACUGAUAAGAAUAUAACCUAAAAUACGUAACUUUUCAAGUUUAAAAUGUUUAAAGGUCUAGUUGGAUUAGUGACUGGAGGUGCGUCGGGACUUGGACGCGCCACCGUCGAGCAGCUGCUCAAGCAGGGUGGAAGAGUAGUGAUUUGUGACCUGCCUUCGAGUCCUGGACAAGAGACAGCAAAACAACUUAAAGAAAAUGUUGCAUUUGUGCCAGUUGAUGUUACCUCGGAAAAGGAUGUUAAAAAUGCAUUACAAACCACCAUAGACAAGUUUGGCCGGUUAGAUGUGGUUGUGAACUGUGCUGGUAUAGCUACAGCAUCUAGAGUCUACAACUUUAAGAAGGAUCAGCCAUUUGAUUUGAAAUCCUUCCAGAAAACUAUUGAGGUCAACUUAAUCGGAACAUUUAAUGUGAUCAGACUGUCAGCUGGUUUGAUCGGCAAGAAUGCUCCAGAUGCUGACGGCCAGCGGGGAGUCAUUGUUAACACUGCUAGUGUAGCAGCUUUUGAUGGACAGAUUGGUCAAGCGGCCUAUUCAGCAUCAAAGGCUGGUGUAGUUGGCAUGACCUUGCCCAUAGCCAGAGACCUUGCAAAGCAGGGUAUUAGAGUAGUAACCAUUGCCCCAGGUUUAUUCCGAACACCAAUGAUGGAGCAGCUGCCGGAACCAGCCAUCAAGAGUCUUGAAGCGACCGUACCAUUCCCUCCUCGGCUGGGACAUCCUCAGGAGUUUGCACUGCUCGUCCAAAGCAUCAUACAGAACCCCAUGCUCAAUGGUGAAACCAUACGUCUCGAUGGCUCGCUCAGGAUGCAGCCUUAGGUAUUGUACAAAUAAACUUCGUA